Molecule: messenger RNA, 1416 nt
Organism: Candida tropicalis MYA-3404
Lineage: Eukaryota; Fungi; Ascomycota; Pichiomycetes; Serinales; Debaryomycetaceae
Exons: 1
Coding region: 1-1416 (471 amino acids)
Cellular component (GO): nucleus
Source: RefSeq, a predicted model, not a curated record
AUGUGGAGGAAGAGAACAAAAUUAGAAGAAAUUUGCUUAGUUCCAAACCUACUACUAGAUCUGGAGCAAAUAGUUUCUGAUCGAAACUUUUUUAAUUUAAUUAUGAGUAUGGAAAAUCCAAGACCAAGGAAUAUUGAAAAGGAUUUAAAAGUGUUUAAUUGGAGUGAUUUACGUAAAGCUAUUUCAAAAGUAAUGUCUAAAUAUUAUGUUGUAUUACCUAAUGAAUCUACCAACAACCCUCAACAACAACAACGACCACGACCCUCAUGGAGUACUUCUGGUGGAAGUGGAGUAUAUCCUCCGCAGCAACAACAGGCACUGCAAUCACCGCAUAUUUUGCAAUCACCCUCAAGCUCUUUACCAUCAUCUGUUCCUACUCCAUUUCAAUAUACACCAAUUCAACAACAUUUUCCUGAGUUUCAAAACCAACAAAGUCCAGGGUAUUUCCCAAGACAUGCAUCAUUACCAAAUGUAAUGCUGAUUUCUUCAACAAAUUCAACAACAUUUCCAUCAUCAAAAGAUCCUUAUAUGAAUUAUAAUAAACUAAUGGCCUUUGAUAAAUAUCAACCUCAAUUUCCACCGCCAUCUCCUCAAAAUUUAAUGAACCAUUAUGAUACAACUCCUCAUCAAGAAUAUCAGCAAACUCGUCAUAAUUCUCAACCUUUUAUACUGAAACCUACUCAGUUUAAUUCAAUUUGGCAUAUGAGAAAGAAUUCAUUACCUCAAUCAUUCCAUUCAAAUUUUUAUAUAACUCAUCAACAACAUCAACAACAGCAUCAUGAACAUCAUGAUCAUCAUCGUCAACAACAAUACCAAUAUCAACCAGGACAAGGAAAUUCUCAACCGUCACCUCAUUCAUCCAAUAAUCAUCAUUACGAUUCAAAAGUAAUGUCUCCAAUAAAUUCAGGAGAUAAUACUCCACCGGCUAAUGAUACUCAAUCUAAUGACCAAAUUUUAAAAAGGCCCUUAGACGUAACAUCUUCGUCUUUGAGUAAUAAAAUUUCUUCAAUGUUGAAUAAAUCACCAAUUAGUGAUACCAAAUCAUCCAUUAAUAAUAGUAACGAUUUACAAAAUUCAAAAUUAGAUAAUUUAUCAAAUCAAGCAAAUUUUAAAAAUACUAUUACAAAAGUUAAUCUAAAUGAUUUGAUUACACGCGAUACACUGGUUGAUAAAUUAAAUAAUGGUAUAAUAGUUAAUGAUAAGUCCAAUAAUAAUGAGUCAAGUGGUAACUCAACUAGGUUACCAUCAAUAGCACAAUUAUUAAAUAGAAACCAUAGUCAAGAUGGAACUAACAAAGAACCAGCUACUACUAUCAAUAAUAAAAAAGAGGGUUGGGGUAAUAAACAAGAAGAAGAAGAGGUUGAGGAAAGCGAUUUACCAUUAAAUAAAAAGCAAAAGAAUUCAUCAAGUGAUUGA